CCAAGUCGUAUCGUUAGAUGGCUUAAAAGCGUAUCCAUCUGUAGGUUGAACAGUUUUUCUUUCAUUAAAGAACCUUGUCCGCAGCCACGAAUUCCAGUGACAUUUGAACAGUCGAUAUCAAAGUCCAGGGAAUGUACAGUGACCAGUCUGUAACCUAUUCGCAAUCAAAGAAGUCGUUUUACGUAUUUCGCAAAGCAGUGAUUCGAAUCGUGUGUCGUGGCAAACAUGGCUAAAGCAUUGAAGAACGCCGCUCUCUUAGUAUUUACGGAAAAAUGUAUGGAAGAGUACUUUGAAGAAUUUAAUUUCUUUCAUGCGGAAUGUUUCAAAGCGACGCUCAGUAAAUUCCUAGGCCUUGGAAUUAUCGCUGGUUCUCUCCUCGUAAAAGUUCCACAAAUUGUCAAAAUUCUAAAAAGUAAAAGCGUACAGGGCAUUAAUCUGUUCAGUGUGUUAUUAGAUGUGUUUGCUAUCACUGCAAUGGUAUGUUACAGCAUUGUUAGUGGCUUUCCAUUUAGUUCCUGGGGGGAUGGAGUCUUUUUGGGACUUCAAACGUUAAUGAUUGCGGUUUUAGUGAUGCAUUUUAAUGGCAAUACUGCUCAGGCAACUACAUUUCUCGUUGCUUAUGUAGGUAUAGUAGUUGCCGCUAUAAGUGGUCUGACCCCACUAAGCGUUCUGUGGGCAUGCCAAGCAAUGAAUAUACCCAUUGUUCUCAUUAGUAAGUUCUCUCAAGCCCAUACAAAUUAUAAUAAUGGAAACACUGGCCAGUUAUCAGCUAUAACUGGUUUCAUGCUGUUCUUUGGAUCUUUAGCAAGAAUAUUUACUUCUAUCCAAGAAACAGGAGAUACGACAAUGACAAUAAUGUAUAUAUGCUCUACGACUGCAAAUGCAGUACUAGCAUAUCAAAUUCUAUAUUACUGGAAUGUUACUAUUGAAGACAAAUCAAAGAAAGUUCGAUAAUUUAAUUAUAAAAUUUUUAUCUUAAUGAUAUUAAUAUCAUAGGUAGGAAGACAAAGUAAACUAUAACACUGAGCAAAUAUGAAUAAAAUAAGUAACAUUAUAUUGUUAAGAACAAUAAUAAUAAUAAUAGGUGAAUAAUUUAUUUUCGCAAAGAGGAUACAUAUAUCUGAAUUAUUCUAGUUAAGAAUCAUAGUUUCUAAUAAAGAUUAUAGACUCUUCAAAGCGUCUUUAAGAAAUAUUAAUCUGGUGUAAAUUUAGUAUCACUUUUUAUUAUUU
Molecule: messenger RNA, 1230 nt
Organism: Nomia melanderi (Alkali bee)
Lineage: Eukaryota; Metazoa; Arthropoda; Insecta; Hymenoptera; Halictidae
Product: mannose-P-dolichol utilization defect 1 protein homolog
Biological process (GO): oligosaccharide biosynthetic process
Source: RefSeq, a predicted model, not a curated record